AAAAACAAAAAUGGUGAUUACACACAUUUUCCUGCUUUGGUUCUUAUAAUAGAUUGUGGCUUCAGGAAUCGUCAACUUUCCAAGGAUUCUGAAAUUGGAUUGGAAGUGAUAUGGGGAAAGCAGUAAUGCUCCCAUGGAUUCUUGGAGCUUUGGCUGUUUUGAAUGUUUCGUUAGUGAAAGCUGAAGACCCAGAUUUUUAUUACACUUGGACUGUCACUUAUGGCACUCGCUCUGUUCUUGGAAUUCCCCAGCAGGUUAUCCUUAUCAAUGAUCAGUUUCCAGGGCCAAAACUUGAAGCUGUGACUAAUAAUAACUUUAUCUUGAACCUCAUUAACAAGCUGGACCAGCCUUUCUUGUUGACAUGGAAUGGCAUCAAGCAAAGGAAGAACUCAUGGCAGGAUGGAGUGCUGGGAACCAAUUGCCCUAUUCCUCCAAACUCAAACUACACGUACAAGUUCCAGGCCAAGGAUCAAAUUGGGUCUUACACAUAUUUCCCCUCAACUCUGUUGCAUAAAGCUGCUGGGGGAUUUGGAGCUCUCAAUAUAUACCAUAGAAGUGUGAUCUCAAUCCCUUAUGCAAACCCUGAUGGAGAUUUCACUUUACUUAUUGGUGACUGGUACAAAACCGGUCAUAAGACAUUGCAGCAAUUUUUGGACUCAGGAAAGCCUCUUCCAUUUCCUGAUGGAGUCCUUAUAAAUGGCCAGACUCAAACUACCUUUAGAGGGGAACAUGGCAAAACUUACAUGUUUAGGAUCUCGAAUGUCGGAUUAUCAACCUCAUUGAACUUCAGGAUUCAGGGUCACACAAUGAAGCUAGUUGAGGUUGAAGGAUCUCAUGUGGUUCAGAACUUAUAUGAUUCUCUUGAUGUUCAUGUCGGGCAGUCUUUAGCUGCCCUAGUAACCUUGAAUCAGCCACCAAACAGUUACCACAUUGUUGCAUCGACAAGAUUUACUAGGACCCUUCUUACUGCGACGGCGGUAUUGCACUACACGAACUCGCAAACCCCGGUUUCGGGACCCCUGCCAGCAGCUCCUGCAUUCCAAUUUCAUUGGUCAAUGCAGCAGGCAAGAACAUAUAGGUGGAAUUUGACAUCAAAUGCAGCCAGGCCUAAUCCACAGGGUUCAUUCCAUUAUGGAAACAUAACACCAACCAAGACCAUUGUGCUGUCGAACUCGGCAUCCCUCAUAAACGGAAAGCUGCGUUACACCGUGAACGGUGUCUCUUACAUUAAUCCGGAUACCCCUCCCAAGCUUGCCGAUCAUUAUAACAUUCCUGGUGUUUUCACCAUUGAUUCCAUCCAAGCCCUUCCCUUAGGUGGUGGUGCUGCAACCGUAGCUACCUCUGUUAUGCCGGUUUCUUUACACGAUUUUCUCGAAGUCGUCUUCCAGAACGACGAAAACAGCCUGCAAUCUUGGCAUCUUGAUGGUUAUGAUUUUUGGGUUGUUGGUUUGGCUAUGGACAAUGGACUCCACAUAAACGAAAAGCUUACAAUCUAGUCGAUGCUCUUACGAGACACACUACUCAGGUUUAUCCAAAUUCUUGGACAGUCAUAUUGAUCUCCAUGGACAACCAGGGGAUGUGGAACCUGAGGUCUGCACAAUGGGGAAGACAAUAUCUUGGGCAGCAGUUUUACUUAAGAGUCUUUGAUCCUGUUCGAAGUCUUAGCA
Molecule: messenger RNA, 1667 nt
Organism: Hibiscus syriacus
Lineage: Eukaryota; Viridiplantae; Streptophyta; Magnoliopsida; Malvales; Malvaceae
Product: L-ascorbate oxidase homolog
Exons: 9
Coding region: 111-1496 (461 amino acids)
Molecular function (GO): copper ion binding; oxidoreductase activity
Source: RefSeq, a predicted model, not a curated record